Paramormyrops kingsleyae is the source of this 4538-nucleotide messenger RNA. It is a transcript of the gene mindy3, whose product is annotated as MINDY lysine 48 deubiquitinase 3. Gene Ontology annotation, biological process: protein K48-linked deubiquitination. Gene Ontology annotation, molecular function: cysteine-type deubiquitinase activity; K48-linked deubiquitinase activity. The record is from RefSeq and is a predicted model, not a curated record. Lineage: Eukaryota; Metazoa; Chordata; Actinopteri; Osteoglossiformes; Mormyridae.
AUUACAGUGCGGAGAGAUGCGGUGCGGGACUGGAGAUAAACGACGAUCGAAAAUCAACUAAGUGUGCUACGUCGUAUUAUUUUCAAUUUUAAGUUUAUUGCUUGAAAACAAAUGAAAUGGACAUGUCGUAAAUAGUACAAUAGACAUUUUUAUUUAAAAAAAAUUACGAAAAAUAAAAUUAAAGAAAAAGAACUUACUUUAAAAUGUUCGGAAAUACUACUAUUCUGUCAUCGGUGUCCGGUACCUUCCUGGGGCCUGUUUCAUGAAGCUAGAUUUCUUGCUUAGCCGGGUAACGUGUCGGGUUUAAUUUACCGCCGUUUAAAUUCAUUUUAUCUUCGAUCACUUACAUUUAGCCUAGACUACCUUCAAAUCCUACAAGUUAUGUGGCUAAAUGAGAAAUCCUGAUUCGUGAAACGGGCUCCUUGAAAAGGUUUAUUAAAAUUCGAACAAUUAAAACUGACAUGUUUAAUAAUAAUAGCGUGCAUUCACACAUAGUUACAUUGAAAAGAAUCACAUUGUGAGAUAUUGUAUUGGUUGUUAGGCAUAGUGAUUCUGCUUACAAUGUAAAAUUUGGGACAGUACUGUAAAAGUUAAUGUAUACAGCAGCUUCUGGUCCAGAGCAGACGAAGGCGGGAAGAAUGGAGACGAAGAUGCGCCUGCGAUUGAUGUCCUGUUUAGCCAAUAGAUAAGCUGUACGAACAGGUAACGUACGGCGAACGGUCCGGAUAUGGACCAAUCCAUUGCCGCCGUGGUGUGUGGGAGGGGCGCUCUAAAUUUGGACCAAUCGCCGGGCGCUGCUGGCGUCUUACUCACGUUCAUAGUAGUUGUAGUAAAUACUGAGAUCCGCGAGAGCAGGGCUGCCUUAUUGGAAUAAAAUACUGGCAUAAAACUCCUCCCGCGCCGCUUAGUUCGCCCUGUCGCUCGGAGCCUUUGGCCGGCGCAGAGUCCGACUCCCCCGGUCAUCGCACUUGGCGGGUUUUAUGCGGUAAUUCCAGCUGGGCCUGGUGGCUUUGUGGCCGGGUUGCGUGAGGCGGGCCCGCUUCUGCUCGCCGGUCCGGAUGCGCUUUUAAAGCGCCUUGUCGCCCCUCGCCGGAGUCCCGUUCCUCUGCACCGAGUCGGAGCGCCGCCCGGAGCCGCUUUGGACGGAGCGGCCGCCCUGGUCGCCCCCCGGCGCUAGCUGUCCGGCCGCUGCGGCGUCGCCGCCUGUACAUAUGUGGACACUUCUCCGUGACGGGGAGGCCUCUUAUUGCCGCGCGGGGGACACCGGUGUGGCCGAUGACGCUCGGCCUGUGGCCUCUAGAGGGGAGCUGAGGAACCGUGCUGUCCGUGUCUGGCCGCGCCCGACGAGGCUGGGCUGCCUUAUCUUGUGUGUGUCUGAGUUUUAAUGGUGUUUGUAUAACUGCCGUGAAGGCCGAUCAUAAACCGGUACGAAAAUGACCGACAUGAACAAAGACCUAGUGGAGCUAGUGUGGGGAAGGCCGAGCUGCAGCGCUGUGACGGAGACUCCCUUCAGGAGAUGGACGCAAGGGUUUGUCUUCAGCCAGACGGAGCCCAGCGCGCUGGAGCAACUGGAGGGCGGACCGUGUGCCGUGAUCGCCCCAGUGCAGGCCUUCCUACUGAAGAACGUCUUGUUUAAUUGCGAAGGCUCCAGCUGGCCAGAGAUUUCAGAGGAUGAACAGAAAGUCGCCCUCUGUCACACACUCAGUGAGAUCUUGGAAACCGCCUGUUUCCACAAGGCCGAGUCCUACUGCCUGGCCGUGUGGUCCAGAGCGAAGAUGCUGGAAGACUCGGAAAUCCCAGGCGGCCACCCAGAGUCCAGUCAGCCGACGGAGGGCCAGCAACCCUCUGCACUCGGGGCGGAUCAGCUUGGCUUUGAGCGGUUUCACGCCGUCAUUCAGAGGAGGACCCUGAAGACCGUGGAGGAGCUGAAGGAAGCUGUGCUGUCCUUCUAUGACAUGUGGAGGAACAAGUUUGGGGUGCUGCUCUUUCUGUACUCCGUCAUACUGACUAAGGGCAUUGAAAACAUAAAGAAUGAAAUUGAAGACACAUUAGAGCCUCUGAUUGAUCCGGUCUACGGCCACGGGAGUCAGAGUCUAAUCAACCUCCUCGUUACCGGACACGCCGUGUCCAAUGUGUGGGAUGGAGACAGAGAAUGCUCUGGAAUGAAGCUGCACGGCAUUCAUGAGCAGGCAACUGUGGGCUUCCUCACUCUGAUGGAGUCUCUACGCUACUGCAAGGUUGGUGCCUCUCUGAAGUCUCCCAAGUUCCCUGUUUGGAUUCUUGGCAGUGAGACUCACCUCUCUGUGUUUUUCACCAAGGAAAUGGCACUGGUAGCCCCAGAAUCACCAUCAGAACAAGCCAGGAGGGUUUUCCAGACGUUCGACCCAGAAGAUAACGGCUUCAUCCCAGAUUCCCUGCUGGAGGAUGUGAUGAAGGCCUUGGACCUCGUCUCUGAGCCAGAGUACGUGAACCUCAUGAAGAGUAAACUGGACCCUGAGGGACUGGGCGUCGUCUUACUGGGGCCUUUCUUACUGGAGUUCUUCCCCGAUCAGGACACAGGAAUCCCCGACUCCUUUCCGGUGUAUCACUACAACGGGCUUAAGCAGUCGAACCACAAUGAGAAGGUGGCCUAUGUGGAAGGAACCGCACUGGUGUUAGGGUUCGAGGACCCCAUGGUGCGGACAGACGACACACCUAUCAAGCGCUGCCUGCAGACCAAGUGGCCAUACAUCGAGCUGCUGUGGACCACGGACCGCUCCCCGUCGCUGAACUAACUGAGCCCCCCCCCCGCCCCCCCACCCGUGUACGGAUGCUGUAGCUUCACCUGGAAGCACACAGGCUCUCCUGGCCCAGAGCCGACUGCCUGCCAUGACACCUAAGCUCUACCUACACCUCCUUAUCUACUAGAGAGUUUCCCAAUCCAGCCCUUGAAGACUCACAGACAGUCAAGAUUUUUGCUCCCUACCUAGCUGGGAGGAAGCAAAAAUGUGGACUGUCUGACAUGGACCAGCAGUGAGUCCGUAAGGACCAGAUUGGGAAGCACUAUACUAGAUUAUUGUCUCCCUGUCAACCCCGGCCUCUCUGACCCAGUAUCCUGUCUUCUCCCCCCCCCCCCCCCCCCCCCCCUUCCUAAAGGGCUCAUUCUAUGUUUAACCUUCAUCCUUCCUUCCUUUUUUGCUCUUUUGUGUGGAUAUUUCGGUCGCCUGAUUCGAUCCGUUUAGCGCGAAAGCGUUUAUCCUGCUGAAAUGUGCGGCGUUGCCCUCACGUCGACUCACACUGUUAACACGCCUCCACUGGCCCCUCCGUGGGACCAUGUGACCCCAGCCUCUCGUUGGGCUCUUGCCGUCCGUGAGGAUGAGCACAUCGAUCAGGCGGCUUGUGUUUACCAGUGGUGCCCUGGAGCGGGGGGAGUGAGUGAGACUGAGGUGAGCUGCGACACCUGGCAUGAAAUCGGGAGUAAAUAUUAAUAAUCAGUCGGUAAUCACUAAAAGCUUUGGUUGUCAUGUUUUUUCCUUUGUCCAUCUAUUUAUUUUCUGCAUGAUGAAUCCGCGUUAUGUCAUAACCCACUACACCUGCGGCUUUAUUUAUUUUGGUCCUGCUGGCUUUCCCACAAUAAACUUUUUGGUUUUUGAGUUUUCUCCCCUCCCCCAUGGUUUCUUGAGGUGUGUGUGACCCCCCUACUUUAACUGCAGCCCAGUCCAGUUGCUUGGUCUCUUACCUCUCCCGCACGCUCUGGCUUUCAGGUCUGCCACACUUUCAUACAUAUUCAUGCAGUGCACAAAUUGAAAACACAUUUGAGCUGGUCCACUUAAAGUGGUGUGUAGUCACUACUGAAAUGGCAAACUUUUUUUUCUUUAUUUAAUAAAAAAAUUUAUCGUCUUUAUAGGGACUGUGACAGAACAUGAAUUAAUUUCCUCUGUACUUUACUGUUCAUGUGGUUCUUAAUGUACAUUAUCUUAAGGUUUUAUCUGUAGUGUUUGAAGAUUAAUGCCAUCGUAUUGGGGCCAGCAGGGGAAACUCAGAUCCUGUUAUACUGUGUGUAUGUAUGAGGGCACUGCAUCUGUUUUUGUCUCGGGUAAAUCAGCCCUGAACAUUCAUCUGGAAGCUGAUGGAGGCUCUGUGAAGGAUUUAUCCUGCCUGCUGAAGCUGGGCCUUUCACUAACACUUAAUUUUCUUAUGUUCCUCCAGUGAAGAAAAAGGUCCUAACCGCCAAAAUGUAAACGUGAAAUAAGAUGUUGGUUUAACGUCUCCAUUUUAGGUCUUCUGUGUACAUGAAGGUGAAGUUUUACAGUUUGUGAUUUACCGUUUAUCUCUGGCACUAGCUGUAUGCCGACGACGACCCUCUGUGCGACAUCUAUCACAUUAUUCUAGGCUCCUAUGUCAGUGUAAACAAAACUGGAAUAUUAAUUAGCAAAAUGUAACGGUCUCUUUCAGAAAGUAUAGUAAUAAUGAAAGAGAAAUUUCAGGCACGCAAAGUACAUUAUGUAAUCACUUAAAACAAAGUGUGUUCUUCAAUUAAAUGGUACAUUCGCAUCCUA